Messenger RNA from Quercus robur (English oak), 630 nucleotides. RefSeq names its product glycine-rich protein 5-like. The coding region runs from base 1 to 630 and encodes 209 amino acids. Lineage: Eukaryota; Viridiplantae; Streptophyta; Magnoliopsida; Fagales; Fagaceae. The record is from RefSeq and is a predicted model, not a curated record. The transcript has a single exon.
AUGGGAACAAAUAAUGUGGUCUCGUGGAGUCUCAUUUUCAUGGUUUUGGGGCUCUUUAGCUACACACUAGUUGAAGCUAACAGAGAAGGAAGGUUUUGGAGUGGUGAGAGAUAUGGAUCGGGCCAUGUGCUACAUAGUAGGUUGAGUGAUGGGGCUGGCCAUCUAGGACUAACUGCUGGUGGUUAUAAUGGAGGAAGUGGUAAAGGGGGUGGGAUUGGGUCGGGUUAUGGUGGCAAUGGGGGUGGAGGAGUUGGUGGUGGUGGUGGUUUUGGAUCUGGAAGUGGUGGUGGCGGCGGAGGCUUUGGUGGUGGUGGGGGCUCAGGCAAUGGAGGGUUUGGUUCAGGUGGUGGUAGUGGUGGAGGGUUUGGUUCGGGUAUUGGUGGUGGAGGGUAUGGUACAGGUGAUGGUAGUGGUGGCGGGUUUGGUAAUGGAUCUGGCAAGGGUGGUUAUGGUUCAGGUGGGGGAGGUGGUGGAGGGGGUGGUGGUGACUUCGGGCCUGGGUAUGGUCAGGGUGGUAGUGGUGAAGGAAGUGGAUUUGGCUCAGGCUCAGGCUCAGGCUCAGGAUAUCAAAGAUAUGUUACUGGCACAGGUUCUGGUGGGGGCUCAUACUUACCUCCAAAAAAGACUUAA